AUGAUCAGCAAACUCAAAGGUUCUGAGGCUCGAGCCACAUCAAACUAUACCAACCCUUAUGCAGUGGAUGUGAUCAAGGUAAAGAGAAGAGAUCUGAUUUAUGGAAUCUCACACACUGAGGAUCUGCUGGAUCUUCUCGUCACAGAAGGAGCCAUAACGGCAGAGAAGAGGUCCGUCGUCUUGACCAUCAGGACUCAUAUAGAUCAGAACUCCAGAGUCCUGGACAUCCUGGAGGCCAGAGGUGAGAGAGCAUGUCGGAAAUUCUUCCAUCCCUGUCUAAUGCUGGCAGAACCAGACCUCUACCAGCGAAUCAAGACCUACGUGGGCAGUGUGAACGAAUAUAUUCAAGAUUCAAAGACACAGUUGAUUGGGUAUUUGCUGGAGAAGGACAAUGAAGGGAUGGAUCAAUUAAAAAACCAAACUGUAACUCAGAAGAUUCCAACUUUGCAUGCCAUUAAAGAAGCCAAGAGAUAUAAGACUGAGAGGGCAGGAAGAAAAAACACGCUGCUUGGAAAAGAAGACAAUAAACCAGCGGAGAGUAAAUCAGAAAACCUCAUUCACAUGAUUGCUGCAAAUGGGGAAGUGGAGCUACUAGAGGAGCUGUUAGGAGACACUGACAUCAACACUGUCAAUGCCUCCAAUGAGACUCUGUUACAUGCAGCAGCAGAACAUGGACAUUUAUCCAUCAUUCAGCUCUUGAUCCAUAAAGGAGCCAGACUGGACCUGCAGGACAACGUUGGUCACACAGCUCUUCACAAAGCAGCCAGCAUGGGUCACACUGACAUCAUGAGGGUCCUUAUAAAGGCUGGGGCCUCCAUCCACACUCUAGAUUUGCAUGGAAAAAACCCCAUUCACCUGGCAGUGGAUGAUGAACACCUGGAUUCUGUAAAAAUCCUGGUGGAAGAGGAGGUCAAGCAGUCUGAGAGCCACAACCAGGACAUGUUUCUCCACAUGGCAGCUAUGGAAGAUAACUGUAGGCUUGCUGAGCUGUUGCUGCAGAACGGAGCUGCUGUCGAUGCCAUAAACAGCCAUGAAAAGACAGCUCUGUUCAAUGCAGUCAAGAGAAACAAUGAGAAAAUGGUGAAAAUGCUUCUCAAGGCAGGAGCCUCAGUUGACCAAGAUGCUUUAAAUGAAGCCAUUAAUCUCCAUGAAGCAACAAUUCUCCAGCUGCUGCUUGAGAAUGCAAGAGUUGUUCUGAGUGAAGAAGCACUGGGCUCCGCUCUUCUCUCAGCUGUAAGACAGAACCAUGACGGAGCAGUGACUACACUGAUAGACAAUGGAGCAGAUGUGAACAUCUGUGACAAACAAGGAUACACUCCUGUCCUCCUGUCGGCCGAGCUGGGACACACUGAAGUCUUCAGAGUGCUGGCAGCAAAACAAGCCAAACUGGACACCACUUUACCUGACCUCUCCUCUGCGUUGCACCUGGCUGUCCAUGGUGGCAGCAUUCCCAUAGUACAGAAUCUUCUGGAACAAGGAACGGAUCCCAACGUCACUGGAGCUAAAGGCCAGAUGCCCCUUCACCUGGCAGCUCAGUGCAACAGGGCGGGCUUAACUGGUCUGUUGUUAGAAGCUGGAGCUCAGGUGAAUGCAGUGAACCAGGAUGGACUGACUCCUCUGCAUGUAGCAGGUCAACAGGGUCACUCAGACACAGUGAUCCAGCUUCUUCAGGGUAAAGCAGAUCCAAAAGUCAAAGACAGGCAGGGGAGGACAGCUCUGCAUUGGGCAGCAGCUUCUCAAGAAGAAAGCUGUGUGGUAGACCUGCUGCUGUCAGCCAAAACCAACCCAAACAUUACCGAUAACGAGAAGAAAACUGCUCUCCAUGUGGCUGCGGCAGCAGGACAAGUAGAUGCAGUCACCUCACUGUUGUCCUACAAGGCAAAAGCAGGAACACGAGACAUGGACGGCUCCACACCUCUACAUUACGCAGCAGCUGGUGGACAUGCUGGCGUGGUUUCAGCUCUGCUGCAUUCACUCAACAACAAGGGGAUAGAAGACAGGAACGCAUGGAGGAAAACACCACUUCAUGCUGCAGCUGAGAAAGGCCAUGAUAAUGUGGUUGGGCUGCUCCUGGAGGCUGGAGCAAAGAUCAACAGCACAGAUCAGAAUAAAGACACUCCUCUGCACUGUGCUGCUCGCGGUGGACACCAGGAGGUGAUGAAGAGGCUUGUAAACUGGGGCCAAGCUGGGCAGAAAGGACGGAGGAAUCAGGUCAAUCUACAAUCUACAAAUAAUGUGGGCAGGACGGCGCUGCAGCUGGCAGAGAGUGGAGACACACCAGAACAUGAGAACAUAGUCAUUUUACUCAAAAAGAAGAUGUUUCUCACCAAGUAG
Molecule: messenger RNA, 2334 nt
Organism: Acanthochromis polyacanthus (spiny chromis)
Lineage: Eukaryota; Metazoa; Chordata; Actinopteri; Pomacentridae
Gene: caiap
Product: CARD- and ANK-containing Inflammasome Adaptor Protein
Exons: 4
Coding region: 1-2334 (777 amino acids)
Biological process (GO): regulation of apoptotic process
Molecular function (GO): protein binding
Source: RefSeq, a predicted model, not a curated record